Molecule: messenger RNA, 1242 nt
Organism: Diaporthe citri
Lineage: Eukaryota; Fungi; Ascomycota; Sordariomycetes; Diaporthales; Diaporthaceae
Exons: 5
Coding region: 1-1242 (413 amino acids)
Source: RefSeq, a predicted model, not a curated record
AUGACACAAUUCGACUGGUCAUGGCCCGAGGAAAUCCUCAACGGGCCGGCUUGUCCAUCACCAGACGGAAAUUACAACUUCGAUUUCCGACCGCCUCACAACGUCGCAGCUUAUGUUCUGAUCACCAUUUGCGCCGCCCUUACCGCAGUGGCGGCGUCGUUGCGCGCGUACUCGCGGCUCAGGGUCACUAAGAGAGUUUAUCUUGAAGACUAUCUAGCCCUGUUUUCUCUCGCGCCUUACAUUUGCUUCCUAUGGGCCCUCAUCUCGUACAUUCGAGGAGGUGGCCUAUACGUCCACCAGUGGAACAUCAGAGCUGGGAACAUGCUUGAUCUGGCUGUGUACUUAAUGUUCUUCUCCAUUAUUGAUCCUGUAUAUGUUAUUCCGGCCAAAGCAGCCAUCUUGUGGGAAUGGAAGCGUAUAUUCGUGCCACGGGGUACUCGAAACACCUUCUACUGGACGACUUGGUUCCUCAUAUCUCUCAACAGCCUGUUCUACUUUGUUGGAACAUUCUUCAUUAUUUUCGCCAACAACCCUGUGCAGAAGUCCUGGAAUGUCUUGUUGCCCGGCUCGACCCCUUUUAGCCGCAAAGACCUCGACGUCGUGGCGACAGGAAUCAAUCUCGCCGUAGACGUCACGAUAUUCAUGCUGCCGCAGCGCGUCAUCUGGACUCUGCAGAUGGCAAAAUCACGCAAGAUCGGUUUAUCCUUCAUGUUCUCCCUUGGGUUGCUGUCUUUAGCCUGCGCUUCCGGCCGUCUCUACGCGACUGCUAAAACGAUAUAUCCCUGGCCCACCAUCGGAGACACCUCGUACACCAUCUCAGAUCUAUGGCUGUGGUAUCUCGCCGAGAUCACUUCCGUCAACCUCGUCAUGAGCGCACCGUCCGUCCCUCGCGCCUUUGCCGAGCAUACAUUCCUCGGCAGGCUCCUCGCCUCCAUCAAAACCUGGAGUAGCGUGUGGUCAUCCAAGAGCCGCAGCGCAAUAUCCAAGACGUGGCCACGUACCAUUGGAAACCUGCCCAUCAACAACGGACACCGCCUCGGGGACGAAGAUACUCGGCCCAUGGGUCUGGCCGACCUCGAGCUCAUGCAAGCUGCGAAGAAAGGAGGCACGUUCACCACUACCACCGACUCCUCAAACCCGGCCACCAUAAUGAGAACAAUUGAAGUGGACCAAGAGCAGGAAUCAAUUUCCAGAUCGUCGGAUCCCAAUCGCCAACGCCAGCACCCGUGGAUGGAUGUGUGA